GACUCUCUGUUUCCUGUCGCUGCCUCUCUUUGUCCCCUCAGAGGCUCAGAGUGAGGAGAGGAGGAACAUGUCCGCCGUGCAGCUGCUGCGGGUGUUGGUACAUGAGCGGAUCAGCGCUGCCGCUGAAGACUUCCUGCUGCAGGUGGAGAAAGGAGGAGAAAAGGCUCAGGUCCCGGAGCUGAGAGCGAUGCUCACUGAGCGGCUCGCGGCGGCGGGGGAGGGGAUACUCGCGGGGCUUGAGGAAACCUUGUCAGAGUACGAGGACCGAGUGGAGCGGACAGAGAGGUCCGAGCGGGAGAUCAGCCGCCAGAGGAGGCUGCUCGAUGCCGCGAUGCAGCCCGUAGUCCGGCUGCACAGAGCAGUGUGUCCAACAGACGUCCAGCAACUGAUGGUGAUUAAAGAAGAGGUUCACUCUGAGGAGCAGCAGUGGAGCCACCUUGUGGACCCAGAGGACCCAGAGCCCCCCCACAUUAAAGAGGAACAGGAGGAACUGUUGACCAAUCAGGAUGGACAGCAGCUUCAAGGACUGGACGAGGCUGAAAUAAUGUUCACAUUGACUCCAGCCAGGAACUCAGGUCCUGAUGGACGUUUACAACCAGGUUCUGAGGACAAGUCUGACGAAUCUUCUGAGACUGAAGUCAGUGAGGAUGAUUGGAGUGAGACCAGGGAAACUCAGACUAGUUUAAAUACAAGAAAUAACAAACAGCGUCUAAGUGAUAUGGGAUGUAAGACAGAAAAAAAACUGUUUAGUUGCUCUAAGUGUGGUAAAAGAUUUAACCAUAUGGGCCAUCUAAAUACCCAUAACAGGGUUCAUACAGGAGAGAAACCGUUUAGUUGCUCUGAUUGUGGUAAAAGAUUUAGCGAUAGGAGCCAUCUAAAUAGACAUAUGAGGAUUCAUACAGGAGAGAAACUUUUUAGUUGCUCUGAGUGUGGUAAAAGAUUUAACCAUAAGGGCCACUUUAAUACACAUAUGAGGAGUCAUACAGGAGAGAAACCGAUUAGUUGCUCAGAGUGUGGUAAAAAAUUUAGCCUUAAGAGCCAUCUAAAUAGACAUAUGAGGAUUCAUACAGGAGAGAAACCGUUUAGUUGCUCUGAGUGUGGUAAAAAAUUUAACCACAGUAGCAGUUUAAAUGCACAUAUGAGGUGUCAUACAGGAGAGAAACAGUUUAGUUGCUCUGAGUGUGGUAAAAGAUUUAACCGUAGGGACAGUCUAAAUACACAUAUGAGGAGUCAUACGGGAGAGAAACCAUUUAGUUGCUCUGAGUGUGGUAAAAGAUUUAUCAUUAGGAGCCAUGUAAAUAGACAUAUGAUGAGUCAUACAGGAGAGAAACAGUUUAGAUGCUGUGAGUGUGGUAAAAGAUUUAACCAAAGUUGCAAUCUGAAUAAACAUAUGAGGAGUCAUACAAGAGAGAAAUCGUUCAGGUGAUCUGACUGUGUUGAAGAUUUAAGAUUCAGUCCUAUUGUAUGAGAAUUGUGAGGAUUCAUAAAGGAGAGAAGUGAAUCAGUUGCAACCUUUAUAACAACUGUUCAUUAUGAUCAGCAGAUAUUCAUAUUAUACAUAGUCAUAGUUCACUGUUUUAAGUAGACUAUUAACAGUUUUUAUGUCCUUAAAAAAUAUAACUCAUUUAAUAACACGAAAGAUUUGUGUUUAUAUAUCUGGUUUCUACUGAUUUCUACAUAAUUCAUCUAUUUUUCAUAAAGUCCUUCAUGUCAUUCUAAGGUUAAAGUGUGUUCCUUGCACAGUAUGAAUUUGUGUUCUUAACUAGUUCAUAUGAUUAAAUGUAUUUGUUUUAAGACAAUGGUUUAUUGAUUCGUGAGAUUCAAUGACAGUGUGUGUUCUCCUCUAUGUAUUGAAUGUGUUUCCAAGAAUAAAAGUCUAAUAAAAAGAUAA
Messenger RNA from Pleuronectes platessa (European plaice), 1891 nucleotides. Its product is annotated as zinc finger protein 664. The transcript is spliced from 2 exons. The coding region runs from base 68 to 1426 and encodes 452 amino acids. The record is from RefSeq and is a predicted model, not a curated record. NCBI's taxonomy places the organism in Eukaryota, Metazoa, Chordata, Actinopteri, Pleuronectiformes, Pleuronectidae.